Molecule: messenger RNA, 1723 nt
Organism: Malus domestica (apple)
Lineage: Eukaryota; Viridiplantae; Streptophyta; Magnoliopsida; Rosales; Rosaceae
Product: transcription factor MYBC1-like
Biological process (GO): regulation of DNA-templated transcription
Molecular function (GO): DNA-binding transcription factor activity; DNA binding
Source: RefSeq, a predicted model, not a curated record
AAACUAAAAAGAAUAAAAAUGAGGAACAAGAAACAAAGAGAAAACAAGAUCCACCUCGAACCUCACUCCUCCUCACCCUCCUCCGUCCUCUUCCUAAGCGCAUCGAUCAUCAAGCAUCAAUCAUCGAUCAUCAAGCAUCAAUCAUCAAUCAUCAAUCAUCAAUCAAUCCCUCACUCUCUCAAUCAGCUUACAACAAUUCCAUCACCUUCAGUCUCCUCUAGUAGACACUAGCAAAGUAGCAAAACUGAGCUGCUGUGUGAGUCCGUCUCUUUUGGGUCCGAGGAGGAGGAUGAAUCUCUUACAUGCCAUCUGACUCUGUCUCUGUGUUUUGAUUUGUCGGGAUCCGAUCAAUCAACUGAAUUGAAUUGAGUAAUGAGGGAAGAUGAUGAGUCCAAUUGGUUCUCCAGAUGGGAGGAAGAGCUGCCUACUCCCGACGAACUCAUGCCCUUAUCCCAAACCCUAAUCACUCCUGAUCUUGCCCUCGCCUUUGACAUCUCCCACCAACACCCUCCUCCUCCCCAUUCCCAAUCCCAACCCCAACCUCAACCCCCCCACACACCCCCUCCCCCGCCUCCUCCUCCCAAUUCCCUCCCUCCCGCUACCCCCACCCACCCCAACUCCUCCGCCGACUUCGCCGACUCCGCUGACUUGGGCUCCGGUGCCGCCGGCGAUGAGCCCGCCCGCACCCUCAAGCGCCCCCGCCUCGUCUGGACCCCCCAGCUCCACAAGCGCUUCGUCGACGCCGUCGCCCACCUCGGCAUCAAGAACGCCGUCCCCAAGACCAUAAUGCAGCUCAUGAGUGUCGACGGCCUCACCCGCGAGAAUGUUGCCAGCCAUCUGCAGAAGUACCGUCUUUAUCUCAAGCGGAUGCAGGGCUUGUCUGGAGGUUCUGCUGGGGGUGCCGGCGCGGGUGCCGCUGGCUUGGCCGCCUCUGCCGAUCCCGCCACUGACCAUUUGUUCGCCAGCUCCCCAGUUCCAGCUCAUUUCCUGCACUCGCACCCUGGGGGGCGGCCCAAUUCCGAGCAUUUCUUGCCGUUUGUGCCGGUGGCUCUGCAGCAGCACCACCAUCACCAGCAGCAGCAGCAGCAGAUUGCAGCGGCAGUGGCAGCCCAUCCGCAGUAUCACAGGCAGGUGGGGCAUUUUGGGUCGCCACCAAAUGGGCAAUUCGAGCACCCAUUCUUGGCGAGGCAGUCUUCACAGCCGGUUCAUAGGAUGGGGGCACCGCUGCACAAUUCAGUGCCAGGCUAUGUAGAGGACUUGGAAUCAGCGAAUGCAACUGGUGGCAGGAAAGUUCUUACUCUAUUUCCAAUUGGGGAUGAUUGAAUUAGGGAAUCAACUGGGGUUUCUUUCAAGUCAGAGUUUUCGUGCUGUCGAGGUUUUCUCAUUGGUAUGGCUGGUAGCCUGGUAGGAUUGGAGGAAGCAACAGUUAACUAAUUUUGAGCUUGCAAUGAGGAUAAAUAAUGCUAUCAAAAGUGCUCCUUGGCUUCUCUAGAUAUCUAAAGAUGCAGUUGGUAAUUGUGUUUGGACGUAUUUGGCACCGCUUUUCUUGGCUUUUGGGAGUUGUGCCGUGUAUCUCUUAGUUUAGUAUCAUAUAGGGGCAAGUUUUACUUGUUGUACAUUGUGUAAGUUUGUGGACAACUUAAACCCCCUGAUGCUAGGGGUCUGCUGAAACAAUUCUGAUUUUAUUAGAAGGUUAUCUUAAUGCUUCUUGAUCUUUUAUUUU